AUGAUUAAAUUAAGGGAAUAGGAGUCAGAUUAUUAAUGUUUGUACUAACAUUAAAAACCCAUAGUAGCAAUCGCUUUAAACAAAAGUUCGUCUUUAUGUAAUAGAUUCUUGUGCGCUGAUUGUAUCAAAAAUUUUGAAAAGAAUAUCAUGACUAUGGGAUGGAGGACAGCAAUUGAAAAAAUUGAAUCCGAAUUGUAACAUAAACAUAAAGUAAUUGAAACACUUAUCACUCCAUUUCUUAAAUUGCUUAAAGAAUUUCAAAGUGAUCUAGAACAAUUUAGGAUCGCCAUUUCAAAUUAAAUAGAUCAAGUUCUAUCAAUAGUCAAUUAAUGGUAGUAAGAUUUACAUAACGAAAAAUAAAAAUAGGUUGACUACAAGUUUCUUGAAGAGUUGGAAUAUAUUGUACAAAAAGAAAUUACAUAAUAAAGUAGUCAAUAUUUUGAAGAUAAAAUUAGAAAUCAAAUAAAAGAAUUAUAAUCUAAAUGGAUUGUUCAGGUAGAAUCAAAAUUAUCCUAAUUAUCAAAAUUUGAAUAGUUAAACUCUUGCUAAGAGAAAUUAAAAUUGAUUGAUAAAUAAAGAAAAAUUUAAAUAAUUAAAUUAAAAAAAGAAUUAGAGUUGCCAUUAAUAAAACUUGAUUCAACUGAAAUAGGAGUUUAAUAUUACUUAUAUGAUACUAGCUAAAAAAGUCUAAGCAAUAAUUAUAAAACAGUAAUUUUUAUUGGGUAGAAGGAGUAAGGAAAAACUACAUUGAUAGAUGCAUUUGUAAAUUAUUAUUUUGAUAUUAAAUUUGAUGACAAUUUUAGAUUAAGGGUAUCAAACAAUGAGCCAACGUCAAAAGCUACACAUUACAUGAUUCCUCCAUAUGGCUCAAGAACAUACGGAUUUUGUUUGAUUGAUACUCCAAGUUUUCACAAUAAAAAUGAUUCAGAAAUAAUGAAUUUAAUAAUUAACUUAAUCCUCAAUUGCAAGGAUCAAUUAACAUUGGUAUUUUGUUUAAAAGCAGAAAACACUAGAAAUGCUUAAGAAUCAGUCUAAACUUUAUAAGAUAUACUUGCAGUCACAGGAUAACAUCAAGAAAUUAAAUUAGUUAUCGUUCGUACUCUCUUUUCAAAUGAAAAUAUCAAUACUAUUAAUACUGAAGAUGAUUUAUAUCUUAAUGAAUUAGAAGAGUCUUACAAUUUAGAUAUUAAUGCAAAUAAUGUAUUAAGAAAGAAUAAAAGUACUAAAACUAUCUUUAAAUAAAGUAUGGAAAAGUUAUAAUAGAUUGAAUUUUAGGAAUAAAAUCUAUCGCUUUCUGUUAAAAUGUAGCUUGUGUCAAAUAGAGUGUCUAAUAAUACAAAUUAUUCACCAAUAUUCUAUUAAAGUUACAAUUAACUAAAAUAGUUAUUCCUUCAAAAUGUUCAGAUCUAUAAUAAAAAUAAACAAUAACAAUAUCUGAAUAAUAUGAUAACUCUCUAUUAUUUAAAGAGGGUUGAAAAACAAGUUAAUACCUUUUAGUUCAAUUGUGAUUAUCAUUUACUAACAUGUUUAACUGGCUUCAGAAAUCAAAUAAAUGCAGUUGAUUGUUGGGCUAUCUUAAAUAAUUAAUGCAUCUGCGGAUGCACAAAAGAACGAAUUUCCAUUAAUUAUCAACAAAUAUCAUAUGAGGAAGAAUGUACAAUCACUUGUAAUGAUGAAGUUUAUUAAGAAAAUAUUCUCAUUAAUAAAUUAGCUUUGCGAAGGAUAUUUUAUUUCCUUUUUAACCUAUAUAUAUAUAAAUCUUAAAAUCAACAAUUCAAAUAAAGUUAAUUUUUUGAGAUACUCAAGAAAGAGGAACAAUUCAAAGAUAAUAUUGAUUUAGAAUUAUGCCAAUAGGUAUGUUUAGGGUAGUUUAACAAAUAAUAAAAUGUCCAGUAAAAUUAAUAGUACUACAAGAUGUAAAAUAACCAAUUGUACCCGUAAUAGCAUUUAGCUCUAAACAGUUAAGCUAUAUAAAAAUUACCAUAAAAUUAAGUGCUUAAUAAUGAAUAAUACACACCAUAGCGAAUUUAAUAAAACAACUAAUAAGACUUUUUCUUCAACAACUAAAAAUAAGCUUAGAUGCCUCAAAAUGUGCACUAAUUAAAUGAUAAAUAAGGAUAGUUUUAAUAGUAUCCAAUUAUAAAUAGACCUAAUCCUUCACCUGGAUAAAAUUUAUAAACUUUCUAUCCAACACUAAAUAAUUAAGGGCCUACUCAAAAUACUAUGAGAUUUUGA
Paramecium tetraurelia is the source of this 2235-nucleotide messenger RNA. RefSeq lists its product as uncharacterized. NCBI's taxonomy places the organism in Eukaryota, Ciliophora, Oligohymenophorea, Peniculida, Parameciidae. The record is from RefSeq and is a predicted model, not a curated record. The transcript has a single exon.